UCGGCUUCACUGUACGGUGUAUAUAGAAUUUCACCAACUUGUGAUAACCUCUGUAAUACACCGGCGAAAGAUAGACAGGCAAAUCGCCAGCAGUGUGCGUGUGUCAUGAGCCCCCACUGCCAGCUCUCUCACUCUCGCGCUCGCCACCUUGUUCACGUUUGCAUUAAUUGUUCCAUUUUUUCGAAAAAUUUUGUGAAAUGCAUAGACAGUUGGCUUGGUAAGAGCACUGGGUGCGGUUUGCUUUUGAUAUUGUAGUCAUUGCGAAAAGUAACGGUAUGCUCUCUAUACGUUUUAAGAGAAAAGCUGUGAAGACUUUGUUUGACUACUGCACGUGCCAUAUUAUAAUGUCUAAAAGCUCAACAUCCUGCUUACUGCUACAAAUCUUAAUAAUGUGCUGUCUAUAUGGAGGAAACACAGCGGCUGAUGACAAUAAUGCCUUCACACUAGUUUUUGGCAGCGAGUCAACACUACAAAGCGUGGAGAGAGAAGUCAGCGAUGCAAAAGGAACAUUGACAGAUGUCGUCAACAGUUCAAGCCAAAUACUCGAGGAUUAUGAUGCUUUGGUCGAAGAUAUUGAAAAACUAGAAACUGCGCUGGGCAAGCAAAAUGACAUUGUGUCGAAGAAACUGGGAACAUUUAUUGAGGAAAAUAUUGCAAUACAGAGCACGGAGCUGCUGCAAGAGCUGACGGCUGAUCAAAAAUGGCUGCAAGAGAUGAUAAGCGCGCAGCAGAGAUCGUUGAUUGCAGAGUUGCAAACGAGCGAAGGUAAAUUGCUUGCUGAAAUCAAACAAAAUACAACACCCAACGAAGUGUGGACUCAUUAAUGGUUAUAAUUUUUGGCAGCUAAGCUGCAAAUGAACACUGCGAAACGGUUAAAAUUUCCUUUUAGUCUAUUAGUCAAGUAAUAAAAUAAGAACGUGAAGUAUAUUAUUUAGAAAUAAAUGUGCUUUCGAGCAUUCUUUAG
This is a messenger RNA of Bactrocera neohumeralis, 964 nucleotides long. RefSeq lists its product as uncharacterized. The transcript has 4 exons. The record is from RefSeq and is a predicted model, not a curated record. Bases 276 to 824 code for a protein of 182 amino acids. Lineage: Eukaryota; Metazoa; Arthropoda; Insecta; Diptera; Tephritidae.